AUGGCAGAUCCAGCCAGUCAGCUAACAAUCUCGCAAGAGAACAAUCUGUUAAACCUCUUACACGAAGCCGCCGAGGAACUGAAAGGACUUUUACAACCAGCGAAAGCAAGAGAAGAAACAGGCCAUAGAGAUUCAGCUGGACUUCACACAAGGCUUUUUCAGAUCCUCAGGAUGUUUUGUGAGGUUCAGACCCAAAGAGUGUGCGAGCUGAGAGAGGUUCUUUGCGGUACAGCAAACACACUCACCGGGCUUAGGAUGUGCUCUAAUUUGACACACACAUUCCCAGACACGGAGUCUCAAGAGAAAACAGCUGUUGUGGAUGCUUCCUGUGGAUCCCACUUUUUGACUGACCAAGUGACUGAUGUCAUCCUCAACGUCCUGGAAGAUGUCCACGUCAUUGUAAACCAGUUCAGCGUAAUGAGCAAGAGACUUGACAAUGGUAUUGCUUUUCUUACUGAAGUCAGUGGAGAGAGAGGUGAUCUUACCAGUACUGGACCUCUGGAUACUGCAGACCACAUUAAACCAGAAUCAUAUGACAUCAGUAUUCCGCUGGACCAGCAUCCUGCAGACCACUUGCUUGCAAAUGCGCAGUCAAUAAGUCUUCCAGAUCCAGUAAAGCACUGUACUGUGUGUUUGGAUGACAGAAACAGGAGUGAAGAGAGCUCACAUGAGGAAACAAGAGUAGACUCGCCGUAUAAAUCUAUGGUGACUGACUGCAAGAACUGUCUGAACAUGAAUGUUGAGGUGGAGGAAGAAAAAGAAGGAGAGGAAAGAGAGAAAAGCAGAGGACAAGACAGUGAAAGACUGAAGCAUACAUUGGUAACUGUUGGACUUGCAGACAGAGCCAGAUCUUCAGAGUCUCCCAGAGUCUGCUAUAUAACCGCCCCAUCAGAAGUUGUGAACAUCUUGACUUGUGAGGUGGUUGAUGGUCUGAGUUCUCUCAUGGUGUCAGGAUCAGAGGAGCUGGUCAGCACUGUUCUCCGCAUACAAAACUCCAGCCAUGUCAAAUGUCCCUUCCCACUCACCAUAGCAGUGCCGUUCCAGGCGAGAUACCGUGGGAACUACAGAGAGAUCACCGUGAAAGUGGUGGAUCCAGAGCAAAGAGUUAGCUAUGUCACACCUACAUCUACUGAAGGCUUCUAUGGGGGUCAAAGGGGUUGGUUUGCAGUGGUGCGGGUGUACUCUCUGGGUGUGUUUGCGGUUCUGUCCCGUUUGAGGACAGAGAGUUUUACAGUCCCAAGGACAGGACUGUCUCACAAACUCAGUGUGGACUCCAGAAUAUGCCUCGACUACUUGCCUGGAUCCUUCAUCGCACCAGUUGUCGCUCAAGUGACGGUACAGCCAGUGGAUGCCUUUGUUUUAUCCUCUCUUAAAUCCAAAAAAGAUUCCUACCAUGCUGCUCUCACAUCAACCCCCUUACUUUACCUAAGCCAUCCAUCAACCCUGAAAUUCAGACGACCUUUGACACUCAUCCUGCCCUGUCCUCCUAUCUCUGAGAAGAGAAAAGCUGGAGAAGACACUGACAGACCCACUCUUAUAUCAGGAACUUUCUCACCCCAGCAGAUUAGAGUUGAUGGUGCCUCGGUAAAGACUCAUAAAGAGUGUAAAGAGCAGCUGGUUGUGCUGGGCUGGAUAGAGAACUGUUGGAAAGUACUGGAUAAAGUCAGUGUAAAGAACCUACAGAACAGCUUGGUCCGUUUUGAGCUACCAGAGAGCUAUGAAAGGUUAAUAGUCCUUCGCCUUCAAUCUUCUGUAAAAUCUUCCUACCUGACUUCAUUAGUUGAAGAACUGGAAGAAACUGUAAAGAUCUUCUCAGUCACAGUUGUGCUCCAUCAUGAGCGUCUGGACCCCAGCAGUGUGGUUGUGGCCACCCUGCCCAGAAGAGAUGUUAGCGCGGCGCUGUGUGAACUCCAGGCCCUGGGUUACUGUGGUCCUCCAGAGCCCUCGUCUGAACUCUCCAUGAGGGAGGGAGAACAGCUGCUGCUCAGGUUCAGCGGGAAUAUUACCUGUAAUGAUCCCAUAGGUAAUGAACAAAUAGAUUCACACAUAAUCACAUUCCACAACCAAAGAAGAAACCGGCUGUAUUUGAAAUUAAAAGAAGUGGACCCCUUCGGCAACUACAGCUCUCUUCACUACAAAGGCGUAACCAGUUUAUUCAAGGUCACCAAAGGUCAGCUGGUCUGGAAUGGUGACAGGGCAGCUGUGUCUAAGGACUAUCCUCUAGAAGAGCCUGUCUGCCGGCUGGCACUCACUCUUCCCAAGAGUGCAAGAACAGUCUGUCAGCCUGUGAGUGUGAAAGUAAUACAGCACAGUCAAACAGGUAUGUGAAAUCUACUUCACCAUUUGUUUAUUUUGUGCACUCCAGCUCUCUCUUCUAUUUUCCUCCAUUUUGGCCUGUUUUUUCGUUUGUUUGUUUGGUUUGCUAAGUUCUCUCAGAUUUUCAUCCUUCUCAGUUUCUGUCAUUUAAAAAUGACAGAAUGUCAGAAAUGUUCUGUGCACCUGUGGACGCACACAUGCUAACAGUGUUUGUCCUCCAGACCCUCCCUCGGAUGAGCUGUUAUCAUGGCUCUGUGAUGAGCUCACUGAAGACGAUGCAGCACUUCUCGUUAUGUCCCUCCAUCUCCGUCGCUCUGCUGUCCAGAUUGCUCGACUCCGUGCACCAUACAGCCUCUCACAACAGGCCUUUCACAUUCUAACAGCAUGGAGGCGGGGCCUUCCUUCCUCGUCUCCGAAAUGCCCCAUACUGGCCCACUGCUUGACCCGCGCAGGGAGGGCUGACCUUGCCAGAGAGCUACUACUCAGGGAAGC
Molecule: messenger RNA, 2808 nt
Organism: Ctenopharyngodon idella (grass carp)
Lineage: Eukaryota; Metazoa; Chordata; Actinopteri; Cypriniformes; Xenocyprididae
Gene: dthd1
Product: death domain containing 1
Exons: 9
Coding region: 1-2328 (775 amino acids)
Source: RefSeq, a predicted model, not a curated record